AUGUCACGGCCCUUUGCGCAAUCCGCUGCCAUGGCACCCGGUAGCAGCGGCGCCAACGUCGCAGCACUGUUAAGACAAGCAGUACUAUACCACCUCGACAACAGUGCACACGAGAAUGCGCUCUUCUUCGCCGAAAGACUCGCUGCUCAGGACCCUCGAUCCCCAGAAUCAGCGUUUCUUCUUGCCCUGUGCCAUUUCCGCCUGGGAGACUUCCUGUCUGCGCACGACGCCAGCAAAGACGACCUGAAGGGAGCAGGCCUUAGAAGUUUACAUAUAGGGCGUGCCUACAUAUUCGCUCAGAGUUGCUUGGCACUAGAAAGAUAUCGAGAUGGAGCCAUAGCGUUGGAACGGUGUCGACCGCAAUGGCCACACAAAACCACUUUUGGGAAACACACGGCCUCCACGCGCAGCUUAAUACCUGAUGCUGCCGCGCUCCACUGUCUGCUCGGCAAGCUCUACCAGGGACUUGACGACAAGAAUAGGGCUGUAUCAUGCUUUGAGGACGCACUGAAGCUGAAUCCAUUCAUGUGGGAUGCCUUCACAUCAUUGUGCGACAUGGGUGUUCACAUCAAGGUUCCCAACAUAUUCAAGGUCACUGACAAGCUUGUCCGGUCUCUCGAUUCAGACGAAAAAGUUACGGUCAACGACAAGGAAACUUCCUCAUCAGCUCCUCCAGAGCCGCUGCCGAGAAAGUCAGCUCUGCGCUCAGCCCCCACCGACACGUCGGAUCCCUUCGAUCAACCAAGAGCAGUCGCUUUUCAAGACAGGCAGGCACUCGGGAGUCUCAUAGCCGCUGAGGCCGAGGAAAAUGAGUUUCUUCAGAAGAUUGCAGCCGCUCGCUCUAGGAUGGCAGCUGCUUCAGGAUCAAGCGGAGCGGGUGAUCUCCUAGAUACUCCUCCGGCUCCUUCGGCUCCAGUGGAAAUCAAUGCCGGGCGUGGAGGGACUCAUCCUGAGCCUCCACACGCGCCCAUGCGCAAGACUAGGGCAGCGCAUGCUAUUGAACCAGCCCCUUCAGAUGCGCCGCCAAGGAUGGGAUAUCGUGGCAUCACUAAACGAAGGGCAAAUUUGGAUCCCAACGCAGAGGCCGCUUCAGCCACGGAACAGGCAACUUCCCAGAUGCUCAGAACCUCAGCUUCAUCACUGCUGGGAGCUGAACAGCGGAAGCGAACCAUAUCUGGGCAUCCGGUCCAAUCCAGGCCAGGUGUUACUGAAGAACCCGGAGCACCACAGAGGAGAAGUGCUCGGCUCAACAUGUUCAAGCAGCCAUCUACCGCCAAGCCGAGCGCUACAACUGCUUCCAUUAGCACCGCAUCUACGAGGGAAAUGAAGAAAGCCAGACCAGCCAUCUCGAGAAUUAUGCGCCCAGGGAGUAGCGGUUCCAGUGUUGGGAGGGUUGUGAGCGGGAACCGGAAGCCAGUGGAGGAAAACACCAUGGAUGUUGAUCAUGCCGAGCCCCCGAAGAUGAGAGAUGCCGUGCAACCACCUCUAGGACCCACAAAGCCACUGGAAGUGGACGGCCACAGCACAGCAAGGUUAGAAGAAGCCUUGCGGCUGCUGAUGGAUCUUCUCAAACGCCUGGGAACGGGAUAUCUGGCUCUGUCGCAGUACCAGUGCAGCGAAGCUGUGCAAGCUUUUAGCACAAUACCGCGAGCUCAUGUUGACACCCCAUGGGUUCUGGCUCACAUCGGGCGCGCUCAGUAUGAACAGACUAAGUAUGCUGAAGCAGAGGCCUCCUUCAAGCGCUUGAGAACAUUGGCGCCCAAUCGGUUGGAAGACAUGGAGGUCUAUUCCACAGUACUUUGGCACCUGAAGAAGGAAACUGAGGCAUCAUUUCUGGCGCACGAGCUUGUCGACAUAGCGUGGCAUUCACCGCACGCCUGGUGCGCCCUCGGAAAUGCAUGGUCACUGGCAUCAGACCGUGAACAAGCGUUGCGGUGCUUCAAGCGUGCCACGCAACUCGACGCAAAGUUCGCGUAUGCCUAUACACUUCAAGGACAUGAGCACUUUGUUAGUGAAGAAUACGAUAAGGCGUUGGCAUCGUACCGGCACGCCAUCGCUGCAGACAAGCGACAUUACAAUGCCUACUAUGGCAUCGGAAGAGUGUACGAGAAGCUUGGCAACUAUGACAAGGCAUACACCCACUUCCAUGCGGCCUCGGUGAUUCACCCGACCAACGCGGUCCUGAUAUGCUGCAUCGGUACGGCGUUGGAAAAGCAAAAGCAAGUUGUGCAGGCCCUGCAGUUUUUCACGAAGGCGACUGAACUGGCACCGCGGGCAGCACAAACACGUUUCAUGAAAGCGCGUGCCCUUUUGGCAUUGGGACAACUACAUGAGGCGCAGAAAGAGCUCAUGAUUCUGAAGGACCUCGCACCGGACGAGGCGACUGUGCAUUUCCUACUUGGAAAGCUCUACAAAACACUUAACGACAAGAACACGGCGGUCCAUCACUUUACGAUUGCACUGAGUUUGGACCCCAAGGCCAGCCAAUUGAUCAAAAAGGCCAUAGAAAGUCUCGAGGAUGAUGAAUGUUAUGACGACUCCAUGGUGCAAUGA
Pyricularia pennisetigena is the source of this 2553-nucleotide messenger RNA. RefSeq lists its product as uncharacterized. The record is from RefSeq and is a predicted model, not a curated record. The transcript has 2 exons. Bases 1 to 2553 code for a protein of 850 amino acids. Gene Ontology annotation, biological process: cell division. Gene Ontology annotation, molecular function: protein binding. Lineage: Eukaryota; Fungi; Ascomycota; Sordariomycetes; Magnaporthales; Pyriculariaceae.